This is a messenger RNA of Galeopterus variegatus (Sunda flying lemur), 3735 nucleotides long. RefSeq names its product liprin-alpha-3. The record is from RefSeq and is a predicted model, not a curated record. Gene Ontology annotation, biological process: synapse organization. Bases 155 to 2959 code for a protein of 934 amino acids. Gene Ontology annotation, molecular function: protein binding. The transcript has 25 exons. Lineage: Eukaryota; Metazoa; Chordata; Mammalia; Dermoptera; Cynocephalidae. Gene Ontology annotation, cellular component: presynaptic active zone.
GCUGGGCAAGGAUGGGGACGGGCAGACCCUUGCCAAUGGCCUGGGUCCUGGUGGGGAUUCAAACCGGCGUACAACGGAGCUGGAGGAGGCCCUGGAGAGGCAACGUGCAGAGGUGUGCCAGCUGCGGGAGCGCCUGGCGGUGCUGUGCCGUCAGAUGAGCCAGCUGGAGGAGGAGCUGGGCACCGCUCACCGCGAGCUGGGUAAGGCCGAGGAAGCUAACUCCAAGCUGCAGCGCGACCUCAAGGAGGCCCUGGCGCAGCGGGAGGAUAUGGAGGAGCGGAUCACAACGCUGGAGAAGCGCUACCUGAGCGCCCAGCGCGAGGCCACGUCUCUGCACGACGCCAACGACAAGCUGGAGAAUGAGUUGGCCAGCAAGGAGUCGCUGUACCGGCAGAGUGAAGAGAAGAGCCGUCAACUGGCCGAGUGGCUGGACGACGCCAAGCAGAAGCUGCAGCAGACGCUGCAGAAGGCAGAGACCUUGCCCGAGAUAGAGGCGCAGCUGGCCCAGCGCGUGGCGGCGCUCAGCAAGGCUGAAGAGCGUCAUGGGAACUUUGAGGAGCGGCUUCGGCAGCUGGAGGCCCAGUUGGAGGAGAAGAACCAGGAGCUGCAGCGGGCACGGCAGCGGGAGAAGAUGAAUGAUGACCACAAUAAGCGACUGUCCGAGACAGUGGACAAGCUACUGAGCGAGUCCAACGAGCGGUUACAGCUUCACCUCAAGGAGCGAAUGGGGGCGCUGGAGGAGAAGAACUCACUCAGCGAGGAGAUCGCCAACAUGAAGAAACUUCAGGAUGAGUUGCUGCUUAACAAGGAGCAGCUCUUGGCCGAAAUGGAAAGGAUGCAGAUGGAGAUUGACCAGCUGCGGGGGAGGCCACCAUCCUCCUACUCUAGGUCCCUCCCUGGCAGUGCCCUGGAGCUCCGUUACUCCCAGGCACCCACAUUACCUUCUGGUGCCCACCUAGACCCUUAUGGGGCUGGCAGUGGCCGGGCAGGCAAGAGGGGCCGCUGGUCAGGGGUCAAGGAAGAGCCCUCCAAGAGACAGGAUUGGGAGCGGUCUGCACCUGCGGGGUCCAUGCCACCCCCAUUCCCUGGGGAGCUGGAUGGCUCAGAUGAGGAGGAGGCAGAGGGGAUGUUUGGAGCUGAGCUGCUCUCUCCCAGUGGGCAGGCCGAUGUGCAGACGCUGGCCAUCAUGCUUCAGGAGCAGCUGGAGGCCAUCAACAAGGAGAUCAAGCUAAUCCAAGAGGAGAAGGAGACGACAGAACAGAGGGCAGAGGAACUGGAAAGCCGGGUGUCCAGCUCAGGCCUGGACUCACUGGGCCGCUACCGCAGCAGCUGCUCGCUGCCCCCCUCCCUCACCACCUCUACCCUCGCCAGCCCCUCCCCUCCCAGCUCUGGCCAUUCAACACCCCGUCUGGCACCCCCUAGCCCUGCCCGUGAGGGCACUGACAAGGCCAAUCAUGUCCCCAAGGAGGAAGCUGGGGCUCCACGAGGGGAGGGGCCAGCCAUCCCAGGAGACACCCCACCACCCACACCCCGCUCUGCCCGUCUUGAGAGAAUGACCCAGGCCUUGGCAUUACAGGCAGGGUCUCUGGAAGAUGGGGGACCCUCACGGGGAAGUGAGGGCACUCCAGAUUCCCUGCACAAAGCCCCCAAGAAGAAGAGCAUCAAGUCAUCAAUAGGCCGUCUCUUUGGCAAGAAAGAGAAGGGGCGAAUGGGACCCCCAGGCAGGGACAGCUCUUCUCUGGCUGGAACACCCUCAGAUGAAACAUUGGCCACUGACCCUCUGGGACUAGCCAAGCUGACAGGCCCAGGAGACAAGGAUCGAAGGAACAAGAGGAAGCAUGAACUCCUAGAAGAGGCCUGCCGCCAGGGCCUGCCUUUUGCUGCCUGGGAUGGGCCCACUGUGGUCUCCUGGCUGGAGCUGUGGGUAGGCAUGCCUGCCUGGUAUGUGGCCGCUUGCCGGGCCAAUGUCAAGAGUGGAGCCAUCAUGGCCAACUUGUCGGACACGGAGAUCCAGCGCGAGAUCGGCAUCAGCAACCCGCUGCAUCGGCUCAAGCUGCGCCUCGCCAUCCAGGAGAUGGUCUCCCUCACCUCACCCUCAGCUCCCGCCUCUUCCCGCACGUCCACAGGAAAUGUGUGGAUGACACACGAGGAGAUGGAGUCCCUUACGGCCACGACCAAGCCUGAGACCAAGGAGAUCAGCUGGGAGCAGAUCCUGGCAUAUGGCGACAUGAACCACGAAUGGGUGGGGAACGACUGGCUGCCCAGCCUGGGGCUGCCCCAAUACCGCAGCUACUUCAUGGAGUCGCUGGUGGAUGCCCGAAUGUUAGAUCACCUCAACAAGAAGGAACUCCGGGGCCAACUCAAGAUGGUGGACAGCUUCCACAGGGUGAGUCUGCAUUAUGGGAUCAUGUGUCUGAAACGGCUCAACUAUGACCGGAAGGACCUGGAGCGGAGGCGGGAAGAGAGUCAGACCCAGAUCCGAGACGUGAUGGUGUGGUCCAAUGAGAGGGUCAUGGGUUGGGUGUCCGGGCUGGGCCUGAAGGAAUUCGCCACGAACCUCACGGAGAGCGGGGUGCACGGGGCGCUGCUCGCCCUGGACGAGACCUUCGACUACUCCGACCUGGCCUUGCUGCUGCAGAUCCCCACGCAGAAUGCGCAGGCUCGGCAGCUCCUGGAGAAGGAAUUCAGCAACCUCAUCUCUUUAGGCACAGACAGACGGCUGGACGAGGACAGCGCCAAGUCCUUCAGCCGCUCCCCGUCCUGGCGGAAGAUGUUCCGAGAGAAGGACCUCCGAGGCGUAACCCCCGACUCAGCUGAGAUGUUGCCGCCCAACUUCCGCUCGGCUGCAGCAGGAGCCCUGGGCUCGCCGGGGCUCCCGCUCCGCAAGCUGCAGUCGGAAGGCCAGACUGCUGGGAGUUCCCGGGCAGAAGGCGUUUCGGUCCGGACCUAUUCCUGCUAGUGUGGGCCUCCAGGUGACCUCACUCGGACGGAAGAACUUCCAGAGGCUGGGUUGUUACCCCUGCUGCCCAGAGUGUGGUCUCGCCGGGGAGAGCGGGCGGGGGGCUCGCGCCGCGGACUGGACCAUCUGUGCAGACGAGCGGGAGUGCGUGCACCCGCCUCGUCAAUGGCCUGGACCAAACCACAUGAACUGGACUGAGAGGGGGAGAGAAGAGGCCAGGAAGAAACCCCGCCUUCCAAACUUCCGCCUCCCUUUUCUCUACUUUGUAAUUUAUUGAUGAGUUUCCAGUGGGAGACGGGUGCCCUUUCCCUGCGGGGAGGGGCCGGGGCUCCCCUCCCGGGCCGCAUGCAGGGGGAGGCUGCCCAAUCCCUUUCUUCCUUCCCAGUCGCGGGGCCCAAGUCUUCCUUCUUCGUCCGAAAGGAGGGGAGGGGGGACUCGCUGCUACAAGCCUCGCCCCCUGUGCCACUCAGCCCCGCCCCAGCGCGUCCGGUAGCCGGCCCCGGGGUCAUCUGCAGGCGGGGUCCCCUCUCCCUCCCCCGUGUCUCGUGUGCCCGGGGGCUCCCCUUCCCCCGUGCUGUGGCCGUGUCCGUGCCCCGGGGGUAGGGGGCGCAGAACAGCGCUCCCCGUUCCCCUCCGGCUCCGGGGUUUGCAUGGGAGAAUCCUCUUUCCACGAUGCCACUGGGCGACGUGGCGUGGGGGGGAGGGGAAGGUGGCGGAGCCCUCACCCCGACCAGGCGUCAUUCAGUGAUCACGGGUAAAGAGAACUGUUUCAAAAA